UGGUAAGAGGAGGCUGUGUUGUGGAGCACAAACACUCAACAGUUCCUGAUAGAUGAGAGCGCAGACACUUGGCAGGAAGGAGAGACGGACAGACAAACACCAAGACUCAAGUCUACACCACUGCAGAGCAUUAACCACGGCCAUCGAACAUGAGCCUGACCACUGCAUGGGUUACACUGACCCUGUCGACUGUAGUAUUGGCUGCAGUGAAGGAGUUGUACAUACGCCCAAAUGACUCUGUGCCCCUGGCCUGUGAAUGUUCGGACAAGACAAUUCAAAAAAUCUUCUGGUACCGGACCCGCCAGAGUGACGAUGUCUACGAAUACAUAUCAUUUCACAAUGCUGCUGACCAUUCUAAUAUUACCAUAAAUAAAAAGCUCCUUGGCCGACUAGUUAGUCAGAAGUCGGGCCAGACCUACACCCUCACAGUCAAAGGCCUGCAAGUGGAGGAUGCUGGUUGGUACUCCUGUUUCUUCCUGUCCAAGACACAAACAGAGUUAAACAGUUAUUGGCUGCGAGUGGGGGAGGUGGCCCCCACACCAUCACAGCCUCCCAAGCCCAAGACGACCACCAAGAAAUCAAAAAGUUGCUGUUCCAGCAAGCGUCCUCCAGAAGGAAUUCAAGGCUGUGGGAAAUGGGUUCUCUGGCCACUCUCUGGAUGUCUCGUUGUUCUGGCCGUAUUUCUGGUUGCUGUCUUGUGUUAUUUCAACCGACUACCCAAGAAAUGCAGACACCAGUUUGUGAAGGGACAGCAGCUGAGAUAAGUGGACUGAAGUGUCAAUCAGAUUCUAAUGCCACAUUUCCCCUGCACUGGCUGAGUGCAUGUAUUGGAACCCUCUAUCCUAAUUUCUGAUAAAUAGUCUGAUUAAAUGUUAUAAAUCUACCUUUUGUGUGUAUUACAAACAUCACACUGCAUCUCUUUACUCAGUCUACAGUCUAUGUACUGUUCAGUUUUAUGUUUUUGUAUAAAUAUUGGCACUUGCUUAAUAAAACUAUCAAUGUAGAAAAUAA
Molecule: messenger RNA, 1011 nt
Organism: Alosa sapidissima (American shad)
Lineage: Eukaryota; Metazoa; Chordata; Actinopteri; Clupeiformes; Clupeidae
Gene: cd8b
Product: cd8 beta
Exons: 7
Coding region: 150-764 (204 amino acids)
Biological process (GO): regulation of immune response
Cellular component (GO): cell surface
Molecular function (GO): MHC class I protein binding; coreceptor activity
Source: RefSeq, a predicted model, not a curated record